Didymosphaeria variabile is the source of this 834-nucleotide messenger RNA. RefSeq lists its product as uncharacterized. Lineage: Eukaryota; Fungi; Ascomycota; Dothideomycetes; Pleosporales; Didymosphaeriaceae. The transcript has 4 exons. Bases 1 to 834 code for a protein of 277 amino acids. The record is from RefSeq and is a predicted model, not a curated record. Gene Ontology annotation, molecular function: monooxygenase activity; iron ion binding; heme binding.
AUGAAGAUCCAAACUGUUGCCGAAUCGACGCAUGCGCUGCAAGUAUUGGCCAUUGCUGCUCUCGUUUUCGCAGCAUACGUUUCCGUCCAGAGAAUCUAUUUCGAUUCCCACAUCGGAAGACUGCCUGCCUUCCACAAUGCAAUCAGUAGCGAGGCGCAUAGGAAGCAGUACCUGAAGUCGGCGAAGAAAUUGUACCGAGAGGGCUAUGAGAAGUUCAAAGACUCGGUGUGGAGGGUGACAUCCGCCGACGGAUUUCACCAAGUCGUCAUUAGUCCUAGCCUUUUACCUGAGCUGAGAAAGCUCCCCGAAUCGAUUCUCAGUAUUGAAAAAGCUGUUGAACAGUUUUUGGCCGUAAAGUAUACGAAGCUGCUUGUAAACGACCGUGACAUCACUGUUGUCAUCCAUUCAAUCAGGGCUGAUCUCACUCCGGCUCUUGCGCGCCUGAACGGUGUUGUUUAUACGGUGGUCGAGGAAACCUUGAAAGACGAAAUGCCAGCAGACUGCGAAGAUUGGACUCCAGUGAGGGUCAACCCGAAGCUGGUCAGUAUGGUGGCGAAGAUCACUGGUCGCAUUUUUGUCGGCCCGGAACUCUGUCGCAACGAAGAGUAUCUCGACGCCGCGAUCAACUACCCCGUGGAACUUGUCACAGCGGCGCAAGCAGUCAAGCGUACACGACCUUUUCUACGGCGAUGGCUCGCUCCUCGCCUACCAGAAGUGCGAAAGUUGGACGAAACUGAGAGGAAGGCUAAGCAGAUGUUAGAGCCUAUCAUUGAAGCCCGAUGCAACGCUCAAGCAAACGACCCGGAGUGGCAGCAGCCUGAUGAUAGUAAGUAA